GAAGAAAUAUAAAAAAGGGAAAUAGGUAAACAAUCAACAAACGUCAAACUCUGAAUGUUUUAGUAACCAAAUAAGUGUGAACCUGUGAUUCAAAUAACAUAACACAUCCACACAUACAUUUGUAAUAUAGCCAAGACUAACAAGCACAAACUAUAGGCUUAUUAAUUCGAAAUUAACGUCUGAUUUAUUUCUCAAGCACAAAAAGGGGUGCAUAAAAACUGCAUAAAAUGAGUGAGAUGAGAACGUCAUAUGACAUCUGUUUGGAGAGUGGCCCAAACAAGAAUAAGAAUUACUGAUUUGAUUACAAUGUGAGACAAAUCAAAUGUCUAAUAUGUUUACUGAUUUUGAAACUGAGUCUGCAGGAUUUUCCUCAAACUGGAACUCUUCUAGAGCCAGUGAGGACAGCUCUGUGCAGACUACGGAGGUGCGGACAGCAGACCAAGAUUUACAGGCUGUAGACACUUCCUCCACAGCGGUACAAACGGAGUAUAGUGAUGUGCAACAACUGUCCGCUGCGUAUGACGAGACAAGACUGGCAGCAUUCCUUGGCCGUGUGUGCCCUGCAGUGGUUCAGGAGUUGGACCGUGUGUGUCGCAGCAAUGCUUUAAACACCUACACACUGGCACAGGACCCGGACUCUGACGUGAGAGAGCUACUGAAACUUAGUCCACCCGCGGACAAUAUGAAAGUGAGCCAGCUUUCAUGGAGUUGCACAGGAAGUGUGUUGGCUGUGGCUCAUUCACAUACUCUUCAUCCCAGCUGGUGUUCCCACCAGGGCCACAUCGCUUUGUACAACGUUGACAGAGAGAGCAAGAGUCCAAGCCGCUCCCUAGAACCCAUGUCAUGUGUCAGGAGUAUCAGCAUGCAUCCUUACCUAUCAUCUGUUGUUGUGGCUGGCACAUUCUCUGGUGAGGUGCUCGUAUGGGACACAGCAAGAGAGGGCUCUGAGGCAUCAUUAGUCAAUGUGAGCCGUACAACGCAUGCAGACUCAGUCACACAAGUGCGCUGGGUCCUGGGCACAGGAACAGCUGUUACCCUGGUCUCGUCAGGGACAGACGGUCAUCUCUACUUCUGGAAGGUGUCCCCACAGUUGAUGUCUUACCAAGUGUUGGAAAGGUACUGCUGUGAUACCACCAAUUUACAGGCAGGGAUCAGCUGUUUUGCCUUCCCCCACCACAAGCAGGACAUGUUUGUCGUGGCAUUGGAAGGAGGGGCACUCCACCACUGCUCAGCUUCAGCUGCCAAACCUGUGGCCUCAGAGCAUCUGGUGAAGGACCCAGUGAUAAGUAGUUUUGAGCCGCAGCCUGCAACUGUGACAUGCGUAGAGUUCUCUCCUCACCAUGACGACGUGUUCGCAACUGUCUCCACUGACCAGACGAUCAGGAUUUAUUCUCUCUUUCAGCGACGUGCAGAGCGAGAGAUAUGUGGAGUAGGAAGCCUGGUAGGGUUGUGCUGGGCUCCUGCUCAGGCCCAUGUUCUGGCUGGGUGGGGAGACCAGGCUGUAGUGUCACUGUACAACUCCCACACUGGAGAUACUCUCAGUGCACUUACACCAGACAACACUGAGAAUAAAGCUCACAUAUCUGCUGCUGCCUUUAACACCAAAAGUACCCGACUGUUUGCUAUUGGUGACAUAGAAGGUACUACACAUGUCUGGAAAAUACCUUCACAUAUACCAACUAAACCUAUGCAUUUGUAAUAUUUGUGAGGAGUAGUUUUAAGUUCACUAAAAUAUCACGUAAUUUUACUUGCAGUUUAUGAUUACACGUGUUUCUGUCUUAACACGUAUUAUGUUGUAGCCAUUGUAUGGUUACAUAUUACACAUUCAUAAUGAUGUGAUUAGAAAUUGUAGAACCCAAAUAGAUUGGGAUUGUUGCACAAAAAUUGUUCCUCUGUGAACCUGAAUACAUCACUAGCCAAAUGAGAUGCUGUCCAUUAAGUGAAAGUUGGUCAGGACUUAUUUUAUAAUAUUAAUAAAGAGGUUUACAUA
Homalodisca vitripennis (glassy-winged sharpshooter) is the source of this 1990-nucleotide messenger RNA. Its product is annotated as cytoplasmic dynein 2 intermediate chain 2-like. Gene Ontology annotation, molecular function: dynein heavy chain binding; dynein light chain binding. The record is from RefSeq and is a predicted model, not a curated record. Gene Ontology annotation, cellular component: cytoplasmic dynein complex; ciliary plasm. Lineage: Eukaryota; Metazoa; Arthropoda; Insecta; Hemiptera; Cicadellidae. The coding region runs from base 323 to 1699 and encodes 458 amino acids. Gene Ontology annotation, biological process: intraciliary transport. The transcript has 12 exons.